CAUACUCGCUUAGACCGCUGUUAAAACAGCUGAUUGGAAAGCACUUGCAACUAAACCAAAGUGAAAGCGCAUUUAUUGAAUAUUUAUAUAAAUAAUACAUUCCACGUAAUAUUAGAACAUGGCCAGCAGUACACCACUUAUUAUGAGAAUUAUGGCACUGUCCAUAAACACAGCGAGACGAGCUGGUGUCAUCAUUCGCGAUGUUCUGAAGCAGGGCGACUUGGGAAUUGUGGACAAGGGCCAAAAUGAUCCACAAACAGAAGCAGAUCGGUCUGCCGAAAGAUGCAUCAUUGCGUCGCUGUCAAAGAAAUUUCCCAGCAUUAAAAUCAUUGGCGAAGAGGGCGGCACGGAUUUGAAUGUAUGUGAGGAUUGGUUGGUUAAUGAACUAAAUGAAUCUUUUCUGGAGCACAGUUGUCCAGCCGCUUGGCAGGAUGCACAGCCCGAGGACUUUGUCAUUUGGGUGGAUCCAUUAGACGGCACAGCCGAGUAUACACAGGGCUUUGUGGAUCACGUUACGGUGCUCAUUGGCAUUGCCAUCAAGAACUCCGCUGUAGGUGGCAUUAUUCAUCAACCAUUUUACCAGCAAGCCAGUGGAGAACUAGGUCGCACAAUUUGGGGUCUUAAAGGUCUUGGCACUGGAGGAUUCACACCUGUAGAUCCGCCAAAGGAUGAAUUUAUAAUAACAACCACACGUUCGCAUUCUAAUGCACUGCAUCAGAAAGCAGUCGAUGUCUUCAAUGCCAGCAAAGUGAUUAAAGUUGGAGGCGCUGGCUACAAAGUGUUGCAACUGCUGGAGGGGAAGGCGCAUGCUUAUGUCUUUGCCACGCCUGGUUGCAAGAAGUGGGACACGUGCGCACCUGAGGCUGUGCUGGAGGCCAAUGGUGGCACUCUCACCAACAUCAAUGGCGACCACUAUGAAUACCAUGCGAAUGUGGAGCAUGUGAAUCGCAGAGGCGUCUUGGCCAGCGUGGGAAGCAACCACAAGGAGCUGGUCGUGAAGAUUCCCCUCGAGGUGCGUCAGACAGUUGGCAACAAGCUGUGAAUCCUUUCAAACAGCCACACGAAAUAGCAGUUUAAUUUGAAAAAAUCACAAUAAAACGGAGGUUAUACAGUUUAAUGAAUCGAAUUUGUCAAUAAUCGUAUUUAUUAAAAUUUAAAAAAGUAUAAAAUAUAUAAAAUAAUUGUGA
This is a messenger RNA of Drosophila innubila, 1187 nucleotides long. Its product is annotated as 3'(2'),5'-bisphosphate nucleotidase 1. Gene Ontology annotation, biological process: phosphatidylinositol phosphate biosynthetic process. The transcript is spliced from 2 exons. Gene Ontology annotation, molecular function: 3'(2'),5'-bisphosphate nucleotidase activity. Lineage: Eukaryota; Metazoa; Arthropoda; Insecta; Diptera; Drosophilidae. Bases 119 to 1042 code for a protein of 307 amino acids. The record is from RefSeq and is a predicted model, not a curated record.